Priapulus caudatus is the source of this 2383-nucleotide messenger RNA. RefSeq names its product T-complex protein 1 subunit delta-like. Gene Ontology annotation, biological process: protein folding. NCBI's taxonomy places the organism in Eukaryota, Metazoa, Priapulida, Priapulimorpha, Priapulimorphida, Priapulidae. The record is from RefSeq and is a predicted model, not a curated record. The coding region runs from base 113 to 1711 and encodes 532 amino acids. Gene Ontology annotation, cellular component: chaperonin-containing T-complex. Gene Ontology annotation, molecular function: ATP hydrolysis activity; ATP-dependent protein folding chaperone; ATP binding. The transcript is spliced from 6 exons.
AAACAAAAGCGCUAGACGGCAGCACUGUAUCACAACGAGUGCGUUCUCCGUUUUCAUUUCCAGGAACAGGUCGUUGUAGGAAAUUUACAGUAACAACUCCGUAAAAAUAGUAAUGGCGGGAGGCGAUAAUGGGGGGCAGUCAAGAGCCGGCUACAACGACAGAGAAAAGCCGAGCGAAAUCCGUCGCAGUAACAUCACUGCAGCAAAGUCGGUAGCUGAGGCCGUGCGCACAAGCCUUGGACCAAAGGGAAUGGAUAAGAUGAUACAGUCAGGCACAGGCGAGGUAACCAUUACCAACGAUGGCGCCACCAUCUUGAAACAGAUGCAGGUGCUGCACCCUGCAGCGAGAAUGCUUGUUGAGCUGUCGAAGGCGCAAGACAUCGAGGCGGGAGAUGGAACAACUACGGUAGUCGUCCUUGCUGGCAGUCUACUUGACGCUGCUGCAACGUUGCUGUCUAGAGGGAUUCAUCCAACGCAAAUCUCCGAGGCAUUCCAGAAGGCUGCUGCCAAGGCUGUAGAGAUAUUGGUCGGAAUGGCAAUGCCUGUUGAGCUUAGUGACAGAGAAUCACUGUUGAAAUCUGCUGCAACAUCUCUCAGCUCUAAGGUUGUGUCACAGUAUUCAAGUUUUCUCUCACCACUAGCUGUUGAUGCUGUGUUGAAGGUCGUUAAUCCGGACAUAGCCGAUAACGUUGACCUUGGAGACAUCAAGAUAAUCAAGAAGGUCGGUGGAACGAUAGAGGACACGGAGCUGAUAGAAGGCAUGGUGUUCACGCAAAAGGCAGCCGGGUCUGGCGGACCCACCCGCAUCGAGAAGGCUAAGAUCGGUCUGAUCCAGUUCUGCAUUUCCCCACCAAAGACAGACAUGGAGAAUCAGGUGAUUCUCUCCGACUACACGCAGAUGGACCGGGUGCUGCGCGAGGAGCGCGCCUACAUCCUCAACAUCGUCAAGGCGAUCAAGAAAUCCGGCUGCAACGUGCUGCUCAUCCAGAAGUCGAUCCUCCGCGACGCCGUCAACGACCUCGCUCUGCACUUCCUCGCCAAGAUGAAGAUCAUGGUCGUCAAGGACGUCGAGCGAGAGGACAUCGAGUUCGUCUGCAAGACGCUCGGCUGCAAGCCGAUCGCCAGCCUCGACCACUUCUCCACCGACAUGCUCGCCGCGGCCGACCUCGUAGAAGAGAUCACCGCCGGCACCGGCAAGCUCGUCAAGGUGACGGGGGUCGUGUCGCCGACUGCCGUGCGCACCGUCUGCGUGCUCGUGCGCGGCUCCAACAAGCUGGUGCUCGACGAAGCCGACCGGUCGAUCCACGACGCGCUGUGCGUCAUCCGCUGCCUCGUGAAGCGGCGCGCGCUCAUCGCCGGCGGCGGCGCGCCCGAGAUCGAGAUGUCGCUGCGUCUCGCCGAGUACGCGCAGACGCUGCGCGGCGCCGAGGCCUACUGCUUCCGCGCGUACGCCGAGGCGCUCGAGGUGGUGCCGAUCACGCUCGCGGAGAACGCGGGGCUCAACCCGAUCGCGACGGUCACGGAGCUGCGCAACCGGCACUCGGUCGGCGAGGCGAGCGCGGGCAUCAACGUGCGUCGCGGCACGGUGACGAACAUCCUCGAGGAGAACGUCGUGCAGCCGCUGCUCGUGUCGACGAGCGCCGUCUCCCUGGCGACGGAGACGGUGCGCAGCAUCCUGAAGAUCGACGACAUCGUCGUCGCCGUGCGCUAAACUGCGGCAGCGGGGUCGGGGUGUUUUUUUUUGUCUCGCGUGCAGAUGCGGUGCCCCGCUCGAGUUACCUGUGGUCCCCCGUCGGAUAUGUCGCGAGUAGUUUAUCGACUGUCGUGAGUCUAAGUAACAUUUUUGUAGCUUUUGCGUCAACAGUUUGUGUUCAAAGUUACGUGACUAUUUGGACUUCUGGCAUUGUAAUUAUUUGUGACGUUUCUGACAACGGCCGCCUACCUGGGCAGACACCAGUGAUAUUUAUUUCCAAGUCUUGGCGCUGUACCGCGUGUCGACUUCCUUGUUUUUUGCUUUGUUUCCGUCGCAGUGUAGCCGUCUGCAUUGUUUCACAUCAUGUAAGUCCAGCGUGAAGUUGGCCGUCGUGUAUGCCGCCACUCUACAAGUAAUAAUAACCUACAUACCCAUUCUUGCUAUAGUAUCGUAUAUGUGAGGUCACAGUCACCGUCACACUCGGCACGCGGGGAGGGGGAGAAACGAGAAGUAUUCGUUCACGUGUGUAAGGAAAACAGGAUUCUAGCAGCACCUCCAUGUAAGAACUGGCAAUUUACAUGCAUUUGUAGAGUGGCAAAAUUCAAGGCAUGUGCAUCGUUUUCAAGUUCUGUAUUAAGGAUGGAAAUCGCUUUCCAAUAAACAUUGAUGAACUUUAAUUUUAAACUACGA